Molecule: messenger RNA, 1438 nt
Organism: Bursaphelenchus xylophilus (pine wood nematode)
Lineage: Eukaryota; Metazoa; Nematoda; Chromadorea; Rhabditida; Aphelenchoididae
Source: the annotation of a GenBank genome assembly
AUGAUGCCUCGGAGCAUCUUGAGAAAGGAGGAAACUCCCAAAAGCCCUCGGCCCGAUCGAAGGGUAACCUUCAGCGCUAAAAGCGAUCGAAGAUUUAGACUGGUAAAGCUUUUUGCGUUUAUAGGGUGAACCUGAUCCAGUGGCAAAAGACACACCAUUUUUCAUCCUGGAAGUAUCAAAGAGAAUGUGGCAAAAUACCUCCCUCUCCAAGUGAAAAAAAACUCCGAUUUCAAAAGCGCGCCCGCUCUUUUCGUGCCCUUCAAAACAAAGCUUUUUUCACUUGGAGAGGGGGGCAUUUUGCCACAUUUUUGAUACUUCCCGGAUGCAAAAUGGUACGUUUUUUGCCACUGGAUCAAGUGCCCACUGUAUGUUGUACAAGGGGGCUCAGGUAGACCAGAAUCUCUUAUUUUUUAAUCUGUAUUCUUUGCCAUAAUUUCACCUCAUUUGUCAGGGACUUUUUUUUGAAAUUUGGGGUUUCCCAUUAGCUUUGCCAGAUCGUCAAAUGAAAACUCUUUAAUUCCAAGAAUCCUGAAGGUAUUUUGUCAAAAAAUUGCAGGAUCGAAAAAUGAGAGCUAGAUUUUUUAAAUUGCUGACGAAAGAGAUUCCUCUAGUCCACCUUAUUCUAGAUGAUUUUUUGAUUCAAAAACGGACCACUUUUUUGAGUGAAAGCUCUAUUUUCAGCCCAUUCCAGCCGACGACUGUAUCGCGCCGGAUUUGGUCUUUUGCAAAGACUCCAUCACUCCGAUGUGCAGGAGAUUGGCUGUCAAGAAGGAGGAGGGAAGACGUCUGGGUAAUCUAUUGAAAAAAAGAAACGUCUGGACGAUUGGCGAUUUCGCCGGAUUGUCCCCAUCGGUCAUCAAACAAGUCCCAUUCAUCAAGGAGCCGAAGCUGGAGAAUGUGCACGACUUUUUGACGUCGUAUGAACCGGUGAGCAAUAUUUUUACCGUAGAGUACCAUUUGGAGAUUUUGGUACAGUGACGGACCGAUCCAGGGGCAAAAGAGUACCAUUUUGCAUCCGGGAAGUAUCAAAAAUGUGGCAAAAUGCCUCCCUCUCUAAAUGAAAAAACUCCGAUUUCAAAAACGUCCUUUUUGUGAUUCAAAGGGCGCCCUUCAAAACGAAGUUUUUUCACUUGGAGAGGGAAGCAUUUUGCCGCAUUUUUGAUGCUUCCUGGAUGCAAAAUGGUACGUUUUUUGCCACUGGAUCGGGUCCGUCACUGUAUACUUUCAGUCGACAAGCGGUCCUUCUGAAGAGAAGCCGCCUGUACAGAGCACCCCCAGCGCAGACGAAAUGUCUCCGGCGAAGAGUGUUAUUUGUUAUCCUUCUAUUCCCAAGUUGGAAAAAUCUCCACUUUUUCCCGAAUUUGAGAUUCCUAGAACGAAGAAGGCGGAAUUGUUCAACAUUUACCGGUGUAAAAUCAAAACGAAAUCUUAUAGUUAA